Molecule: messenger RNA, 5205 nt
Organism: Copidosoma floridanum
Lineage: Eukaryota; Metazoa; Arthropoda; Insecta; Hymenoptera; Encyrtidae
Product: NPC intracellular cholesterol transporter 1 homolog 1b
Biological process (GO): sterol transport; intestinal cholesterol absorption; cholesterol homeostasis
Cellular component (GO): plasma membrane
Molecular function (GO): cholesterol binding
Source: RefSeq, a predicted model, not a curated record
AUGUCGGUGAAGCCUCAAUCAUUACCGUGUAGCUGCGUGGACUGCCCUUCAGCGUGUAAAGCUGCCAAUGAUGUGCCUACCCUCCAAGAUCCACUAGAGAUUUUCGGCUGGAAUAUCUUCGGUGUCAUAAUGGCACUUAGUAUUCUGAUUUUAAGUACAUUUUUUACAGUUUUUUAUACUUUGAGAAAUUGCAAGUCAACGAAUCACAAUAAAAACUCGGAAGUAUCAAGUGGCAACGAAAUAACCAUUGAACCAGAGAUAAACAAAUUGCGGAAAUCAUUGAAAAAUAUAUUCUGUGCACUUGGAAAAUUUUUCGCUAAUCGUCCAGUAACAACUUUGUCCGCCACUGGCAUUUCCGUGAUCAUCCUUAGUUACGGGCUUACACAGUUAAAAACAUCGACUAAUCCGAUUGAAAUUUGGUCUGCCAAAAACAGUAGAGCAAGAGUCGAAAAAGCCUAUUUUGACGAAAAAUUUGGGCCUUUUUAUCGCACUGAGCAAAUUUACAUCAAAACUGUCGGUCUUGACAAGAUUUAUUACAACACAUCGGAUGAAGAACUGGAAUUUGGGCCAGUUUUCCACAAGGACUUCUUGCUUGAAGUUUUAAAUUUGCAGAACAACAUAACACAGCUUGGCCAAGAAGAUGACCAGGGGUUGGAGAAAAUAUGUUAUGCUCCAGUAAAAAAUGAUUUCUCUGGUCCAACGACUAUCGAUGACUGCGUAAUUCAAAGUAUAUGGGGCUUUAAAAAUAAUGAUGACAGUACUUUUGGCGAUCCUAACGAAUCCACUGAAUCCUACGACCCUAAAAAGUAUUUAGAAGACUUUUACACGUGUUUAAAUGCACCUUACAAAAUUGAUUGCUUAGCACCAUACAAGGGUCCCAUCAUCCCAGCACUAGUGUUGGGUGGAUUUUUAGAGGAAGGAAGAAACGCGAACAGCUACUCUGGAAGGGAUUACAUCAAAUCAACUGCCCUAGUUUUAACUUUCAUAGUCAAAGCUCCANUUGUUUCAAGCCACGAUUACCAUUGCAUCUGGUACGGAGAAUGUCACGACGAAGGCCAAAAAGUUAGAAGUUGUUUAUCGAACGACACUGCCAAGCCGGUUGUCGAUCAGAAAUCCGUUGCCAUUCUUCGGAAAAGGUGUCCACAUAUGUUCCGUAAUGAAACAGAUAUUCCAAGAACGUGUUGUGACGUCACUCAAAUAGAAAGAAUGGAAAAGUCGCUGGCCCCAUUAGACGCCUUUUUGGGCAGGUGUCCUGGAUGUUUGAAAAAUCUCCUUCGUUCGAUAUGCUCUGUUACUUGUGGCUGGGAUCAAAGUAGAUUUAUGGACCAAACUGAAAUUAGGACGAGCAAUAAAACUGGCAAAAAGUACAUUGAAUCCAUUGAGGUAUACUUGUCAAAAGAAUAUGCAGAUGCAACAUUUGAUUCGUGUAAAGAUGUCGCCUAUCCGGCUAGUAAUUCUAAGGUCAUGGACUUGUUAUUAUGUCUUGGUCAAGAGAAACCUUGUACCCCUAAAAAGUGGUUUACGACAAUGGGAGAUCCUGACGUUCCUUAUGUGCCAUUUUUAAUUGAUUACGUAUUCCAAAAAAACAAAUUAAAAUCAAAAUUUAUCGAAAGCCCGUUAAAUCCAGCCGUCAUUCCAUGUGAAAUACCUUAUGAUAUAACAACGAACCCGAUUGAAAUUUGGUCUGCCAAAAACAGUAGAGCGAGAAUAGAAAAGGACUAUUUUGACAAAAAAUUUGGGCCUUUUUAUCGCACUGAGCAAAUUUACAUAAAAACUGUCGGUCUUGACAAGAUUUAUUACAACACAUCGGAUGAAGAACUGGAAUUUGGGCCAGUUUUUCACAAGGACUUCUUGCUUGAAGUUUUAAAUUUGCAGAACAACAUAACACAGCUUGGCCAAGAAGAUGACCAGGGGUUGGAGAAAAUAUGUUAUGCUCCAGUAAAAAAUGAUUUCUCUGGUCCAACGACUAUCGAUGACUGCGUAAUUCAAAGUAUAUGGGGCUUUAAAAAUAAUGAUGACAGUACUUUUGGCGAUCCUAACGAAUCCACUGAAUCCUACGACCCUAAAAAGUAUUUAGAAGACUUUUACACGUGUUUAAAUGCACCUUACAAAAUUGAUUGCUUAGCACCAUACAAGGGUCCCAUCAUCCCAGCACUAGUGUUGGGUGGAUUUUUAGAGGAAGGAAGAAACGCGAACAGCUACUCUGGAAGGGAUUACAUCAAAUCAACUGCCCUAGUUUUAACUUUCAUAGUCAAAGCUCCACAUGAUCAAGAUGCGAAAAGUGCCGUUUUGAAGUGGGAAAAAAGGUUUCUCGAUUUCAUGAAAAAUUGGUCGGCAAACGAUCGCCCGCAGUUCAUGGAUGUGGCCUAUUCCGCCGAAAGGUCCAUCGAAGAUGAGCUCGAGAGAACAUCGGAGGCAGAAAUCAUUACCAUUGUUAUAAGCUACGCUUUGAUGUUUGUCUACAUAGCCAUUGCUUUGGGGGAUUUUGACUUUUCUCGUCAAAGUUUCGUAACCAGUAGAAUUGUGUUGAGCAUCGGUGGACUCGUAGUAGUUUUUUCUUCGGUCUCUUGUGCUGUUGGAAUAUUUGCAUACCUUGGCAUAUCGACAUCAUUAUUAACUAUUGAGGUCAUUCCAUUUUUAGUACUUGCCGUGGGAGUUGACAAUAUGUUCAUAUUAGUCAGAACGUGCCACAGGUAUCCCCGAAAUCUUGACGAACCUGUACCGGACCACAUCGCACGAGUAAUGGGUUCAAUUGGCCCUUCCAUAUUGUUAACAAGCGCUUCGGAAUGCUUUUGUUUUGCCAUAGGUUCGAUGGCUGAAAUGCCGGCUGUAAAUUCAUUUGCGAAAUUCGCUGCAGUUGCAAUUGCUAUCAAUUUUCUUCUUCAAAUAUCAGCCUUUGUCAGUUUACUAACGUUGGACAUCCAGCGUCAAGAGAGCAAUCGCGUGGAUGUUUUUUGCUGUUUGGCCGCAAAAAAGAAACAAGAGGACCAAAGAGGAAUCAACAAAAACUUGAUCAACUCCUUCUUCGAAAAAGUAUUUGCCCCCAACCUCAUGAAAAAUCCCGUACGUUUCGUGGUACUUUUCGUCUUCACUGCGGCCACGAUUGUCAGCGUAUUUUUCGCCCCAACAGUUGACAUCGGACUUGACCAGGAACUAUCCGUCCCCGACGACUCGUACGUUCACAAGUACUUCAAGUACAUGAAGGAGCUCCUGUCGAUGGGACCCCCCGUUUAUUUUGUCGUGACUGAAGGCUUGAACUACAGUGACUUUGAAGUGCAAAACGCAAUCACCGGAGUCUCGGGCAACAACAACGAUUCCCUGUACCUGCAGCUUUAUUCUGCUGCCAAUAAAUCCAGAGAAACAUACAUAUCGAAACCUCCCAACUCAUGGCUCGACGAUUACUACGACUGGUCAAUAAGUCCAAGUUGUUGUCGAUAUUUUCCCGGAAACUCAUCAUUUUGCCCACACGAUGUAAUAUCUAACUGUAAAUCGUGUGAUAUUUCUAAGGACGAAAUUUACACGAUUUACCAGACGCAGGGUGUGGUAAGGGAGGAAAGGCUGCGUAUGGAAGCAACAUACAUAUCGAAACCUCCCAACUCAUGGCUCGACGAUUACUACGACUGGUCAACAAAUGAUGAAUGCUGCAAAUUUUUUCCAGGAAACUCAUCAUUUUGCCCACACGAAAAUUAUGACUGCCAAACAUGUAACAAAAGUACAGACCAGAAGUACACUUUGCGACCAACUGUGGAACAUUUUAGGAAAUAUCUGCCCUACUUUUUAUCAGAUGUACCAGAUUACGCAUGUGCCAAGGCAGGAAGAGCUGUAUAUGUAGAUGCUGUUAAUUAUCGUUUAGACGAGUACAAUAUGACAGAUGUCGGAGCCUCACAUUUCAUGACGUACCAUACGCCUCUGAAAAAAUCAUCAGAUUGGUACAGAGCAUUGGAAAGUGCAAGGCUUAUAGCCGAUGCAAUCGGUGACUCGAUAAACAAAGCUGUUUCAACAGUAUCCAGUAGAAUCGUGUUGAGCAUCGGUGGAAUUGUCGUGGUUCUUUCGUCGGUCUCUUGUGCCGUUGGAAUAUUUGGAUACGUUGGUACAUCAACUUCUCUGUUAACGCUCGAGGUCAUUCCAUUUUUAGUACUUGCCGUGGGAGUUGACAAUAUGUUCAUAUUAGUCAGAACAUGCCAGAAAUACCCUCGAGACGUUGCUGAAUCCGUGCCGGACCACGUAGCUCGACUGUUUACCAGGAUGGCCCUGAAGUCGAUGUCUCUCUCCUUACUCACCAUAUUCGUUGUCACCCUGUUCCUGACCGGCUUCUCUUUUUAUUCGGCUAUAGUGGUCGCAGUGACAGUCACUAUGAUAGUCGUAGACCUCGUGGGCUUGAUGGUUUUGUGGAACAUAUCACUUAAUGGGGUGUCCCUCAUAAAUUUGGUCAUGGCUGCUGGAAUUUCAGUUGAGUUUUGUAGUCACAUUGUUCACGCUUACAUAACAUCCGAACAGAGUGACAGAAAAGAAAAGGCUAUGGACUCACUGGCUAGGAUAGGGGGUUCAGUAUUCUCUGGCAUAACGUUGACAAAGUUCGUUGGUAUUGCAGUUCUUGGUUUUGCAAAGACUCAAAUAUUUACCGUUUUUUACUUUAGAAUGUAUUUAGGAAUUGUUUUAAUUGGUGCGAUACAUGGUUUGAUUUUUUUACCGGUUUUAUUGAGUUUUACAGGCAGUGGACAUACAAGUGGCAAUACGUCUCUUGCUACACACUUCCCAGGAUAUAACGGCAAUUUCAAACUUAACUUUUUUCGGGCUUCACCUGUGCCCAACCACGAAAAUGUGUUAAAUUUUGCUGGAAUUGCUGAAGUUCACAAAGUGCAUUUUGGAACUGUUGCAACACCACUUGCUGCUGGAAUUUCAGUUGAGUUUUGUAGUCACAUUGUUCACGCUUACAUAACAUCCGAACAGAGUGACAGAAAAGAAAAGGCUAUGGACUCACUGGCUAGGAUAGGGGGUUCAGUAUUCUCUGGCAUAACGUUGACAAAGUUCGUUGGUAUUGCAGUUCUUGGUUUUGCAAAGACUCAAAUAUUUACCGUUUUUUACUUUAGAAUGUAUUUAGGAAUUGUUUUAAUUGGCGCGAUACAUGGCCUGAUUUUUUUGCCGGUUUUAUUGAGUUUUACAGGUCCUAGCAUGGUCAGAAAUCCUGUAAAUGUGAUAGAAUAA